Molecule: messenger RNA, 3027 nt
Organism: Archocentrus centrarchus (flier cichlid)
Lineage: Eukaryota; Metazoa; Chordata; Actinopteri; Cichliformes; Cichlidae
Product: amyloid-beta A4 precursor protein-binding family A member 3
Exons: 11
Coding region: 271-2448 (725 amino acids)
Biological process (GO): chemical synaptic transmission
Cellular component (GO): cytoplasm; dendritic spine; plasma membrane
Molecular function (GO): amyloid-beta binding; protein binding
Source: RefSeq, a predicted model, not a curated record
ACAGAGUCAGCCGAUAAAUAAAACCUGUCAUUCUGCGACAGCAGCUACAAUGAGCGGGGAAACUGUGUUUUACACUCGGACUGCAGUUUUUCUUUGCAGUAUGUGACAUUAUUGCAUUUAACGGUCCUGGUAUUAUUAGUAUGAAGAAUAAAACGAAGCCAGAGUUUUGGAAAAGGUUCAAAUUCCAAACCACGUCGCCUUAUUUGUCGUGGCACCCACAGGAGUCUGACUCUGCACACAAAGACAGCGACAGAGAUUUAAAAUAUCAGAAUGGACUCAGACUGCCUCCCUGUUGAUCAGUCAACCUCUGCGCCCACAGACUCCCUCCUGUUUGACCCGGUUCCUGUUAAUGGAGCCUUGGGGGUCAAGGUCAGCAGUCCAACUGCAGUAGCUGUGCCAGGUUCAGAGGCAGAGGAUCUGGAUUCAUACAACCUGAUCGAACCUCCUCCCUUAGACUGGAGGUCAGACUCCUCCAGUGAAGCUGGUUCAGGAGAUGAUCUGGAUGACCCCAGCCUUUCCUCUUCAGCUGACUGUCUAGACAAGGCAAGUCUGGGUGAGUCAGUAUUACUGUCUUUGGACAAGAGAGACAUUUUGACUCCACUCAACACGAACCAGGUGGAUCUUGUGGGAAAUGUUGUUACACAGCCAGUCCAGGAUUUUGAGGUGAAAUCAGAAGACAAGGCUGAAGCAUUUGAGGGGGAAGUGAGGGCUGAGGGCUGCAAGGGUGUAGAGGAAGAUCAAGCAGUAAUGCCAUUUCAGGAUGUUGAGAACAAGGGAGGUGAAGAGGAGGCUGAGGCUGCUAGAAGGAGAUCAAACGAUGAAGACCACAGGCAUAUCCACACCCUGCUCAGCCAGCUUCAGCUAAUGGGGGAAGAGCCGUGUCCCAGUCAUCAGACACCAUCUCAUCAUCACUACUCCAGGCAGUCUGAUCUGGAAGCAUGUUCUCCAUCUCUGUUAACAGAGGACACAACUGAAACCACAGGGCUGCUGUUUUCUGAAAGCCACCAGAGAGACUUGCUGGGGAUGCUGCAGUGUACAGAGAUAGGCGCUACACCCUGUCCCACUUCUCUGCCUAACAGAGGGGACGUGGACGCUGUGGUGUCAGUUUCCUACAGCCAGGAGGAUGCCCAGAGGUUCUGGGGGCAUUAUGGGAAUGGUCAACAACAACGGCACAGGGAUGACUCCCUCACCUCACUGCCUGAUGAUGAAUAUCCUGAGCCUGUGUGGAUGAAACUGGGAGAGCAUCCUCCAGAGGAGGAAGCUACUGCAGAGAGCGAGCAGGGUGCUGAUGACCAACCUUCAUAUAAAGAUGUGCCUGGUCCUUGCGACCCUGAAGACCUUUUGGAUGGAGUGAUUUUUGGUGCCAAAUAUCUGGGCUCCACUCAGAUCAAAUCAGAGAGGAACCCAUCUACAAACGCUCGUAUGGUUCAAGCUCAGGAGGCUGUCGACCGAAUAAAGGCUCCAGAGGGAGAGUCCCAACCAAUGACAGAAGUGGAUUUGUUCAUUUCUACUCAACGAAUCAAAGUGCUCACUACUGACACACAGGAAGCCAUGAUGGAUCACGCUCUGCAGAUGAUCUCUUACAUCGCUGACAUCGGCAACAUCGUGGUCAUGAUGGCACGAAGGAAACGUAAAGGGCAGGAUGCUGACACUGCUUCAAACUCUUCGUCAUCAUCUGCGAAGAAGUGCUUAAUGAUUUGCCAUGUCUUCUCCUCUGAGGAUGCUCAGACUAUCGCCCAGGCUAUUGGGCAAGCGUUUGGCGUGGCUUACCAGCAGUUCCUCCAGACCAAUGGCAUCAAGGCCAGCGAUCUAAGGCCCGGCGAGUAUAGUGACUACCUGGAAAGUCAGGAGCUCUACAAUGGAGACCUGGCCCACUUCUCUGACUCUCAAAACCUUAGGGAAGUAAUCAUCACCAAGGCUCCUGGGGAGAUCUUGGGACUGGCGGUGGUGGAGUCGGGCUGGGGCUCCAUCCUUCCAACAGUGGUGGUGGCGAAUCUUCUCCACGGAGGCCCAGCCGAACGCUGUGGCGAGCUCAGCAUCGGUGACCGCGUCAUGUCCAUCAAUGGCACCAGCCUGGUGGGUCUGCCCAUCACCACCUGCCAGAACAUCAUCCGGGAUCAGAAAAGCAAGAAGUAUGUGAGGCUAAGCAUCGUCCACUGUCCUCCUGUCACUAUGGCAAUUAUCAGGAGACCAGAUCCCAAAUUUCAGCUGGGCUUCAGUGUGGAAGAUGGCAUUAUUUGCAGUCUGAUGCGGGGUGGUAUAGCAGAGAGGGGAGGGAUCCGUGUUGGGCACCGCAUCAUUGAAAUCAACGGGCAGAGUGUUGUUGCAACUCCGCAUGACAAGAUCAUCCAGAUUCUGACGAACGCCGUCGGCGAGAUUCACUUGAAGACGAUGCCAGCCUCAACAUACCGACUCUUAACAGGACAAGAGCAGCCAGUGUUUCUCUGAGCCCUUCCUGCUUCACAAGGACAAAAUACUUCAGUGUUCAAACUACAUGAGCUUUUGCCAAACUCAGAAAAUAUUAUGCAAGUGUGUUACAUGCUGUUCUCACACCAACGAAAACCACAAACUAGACUAGUUUUGCAUAUUUUUAAUAUGAAAGUGUGAUUUUUUUCAAGUGACAAGUAUAGAUGGUAGUUUUUCAUUUGUAUUUAUCAAAUAUUUACAUUUCAGGCAGUAGCUGAGAUGUAGUAAUGCAUAAGUGUGAUAUCUUUUGACUGUUUGCUUACUUAUGUAGUGGUGAACAGGGUCAUGUAUGCUGCACUUCAUUAGUCUUCCAGCCUGUUGUGUGCUACCACUGUGCCUGAGGUAAAUUUGCUUAGGGGGGGGGGGCUCACUGAAUCAGGACUAAGGGUCUGUGUCUUUCACUGUCAUGUACUUCCACCCCCUCAUAUGCACAAAUAUUAGCUUCGCUGACUGUGUCAAACAUGAAGCAGAUAUCAUGCAAAAUUAAAAGAGACUGCCUUAUUUGAUAGAGAGAUGCAUAUAUUUUUAAGAAUUUACUGUUCUGGAUGUUCAUUAAAAUUA